Oldenlandia corymbosa var. corymbosa is the source of this 4265-nucleotide messenger RNA. The record is from the annotation of a GenBank genome assembly. Lineage: Eukaryota; Viridiplantae; Streptophyta; Magnoliopsida; Gentianales; Rubiaceae.
GGAAACUGCAAGUACACGUGUCAUUUGUCCCGGCGUCGUGCGGCAGUAGUGCCCUUUCCUAGGUUGCGUAAACCGUAAAACGACCACAAUACCUUCUCUCAGAGAGUCUUUUCUGAUCCAACGGUUUAAAAGUUAGAAACCCAGACGCAACUUCGAUGAUCGUAAGGAUGAAACAAGGACGAGUGACGACGUUUGACGAAGGAAAAAACUUUGUGAACCAUUUAACAAAAUCAGGAAAAAACCCGACAAUUUUAUAUGGAUUUAUUAGUGAUAGCAAGCAAUCAUAUUAGUAUUUUGAUGCCCUUUAUCCAAUCACGAUUCCUUGUUUUUGAGCGAAUCACGAAAGACCCAUUCUUUUGUUGUUUUUGCUGGGUUCAAACCAGAAGAACAGAGUCAAUCCAAAUUUUUCUUUAAUUUCUUGCCAUUUUGUUUUCUUUUAAUUUCUUUUUUUUUUUUUUUCCGGGUUUGGAGCUGGGUCAGGAAAGAGGGUUGCUGUCCCAAAUUUUUGUACUGGACAAAAGAAUAUGCUUUUCCUGCCAAAAUUGGUUCUUUAGCAAAAACAUUCAUUUUCAGUAUUAUUCUGGUACUUGUAGUUUAUAUUCCCCUCCGGUUAGCCUCAAAAGCCCACAUGCUCGCUUUCCAUUCUUCCCUUUCAAACAAUCGCUCUCUGCUUUCCACACUCAGGAUAUAGGGGCUGGUCGGUUUGCUGCAAUUGGAAUUUAUGAGCUGGCAAUUGUCUGCAGAACUUUCAGUGAACUGAAUUGACUUGAAUUCAAGAUCAGUUAAUGGAUUCGGAUAAACAUUCUGUUGGUUUAUUAGAUACUCUCAAUAUGGAGACAGUUAGGACUAUUUUGACCCACACUUCUCCGUACCCACAUGAGCACUCCCGUCAUGCUGUGAUUGCUGUAGUUGUGGGUUGCUUGUUUUUUAUAUCUUCAGAUAAUAUGCACACUCUUAUUCAGAAAUUAGACACCAAUAUCAAGUGGUGGUCUAUGUAUGCCUGUUUGUUGGGAUUCUUCUAUUUCUUUUCAUCUCCAUUUGUAGGGAAAACCAUCAAACCGAGCUAUUCAAAUUUCAGUAGAUGGUAUAUAGCAUGGAUAUUAGUAGCUGCUUUAUAUCAUCUUCCCAGUUUUCAGUCAAUGGGAGUAGACCUGAGGAUGAACCUUUCUUUGUUCUUGACUAUAUAUAUCUCGUCCAUUUUGUUUCUCAUGGUGUUCCACAUUGUAUUCCUUGGACUGUGGUACAUUGGCCUUGUUGCUCGUGUAGCUGGAAAGAAGCCAGAAAUUCUGACUAUAUUUCAAAAUUGCGCUGUUUUAAGUAUUGCCUGCUGUGUCUUUUAUAGCCAUUGUGGCAACCGCACUCUUUUGAAUAAAAAACCAUUUGAGAGGAAGAGCUCAGGAUGGUUUGCGCUGUGGAAUAAAGAAGAGCGCAAUACAUUGAUCUCAAAGUUUAUCAAGAUAAAUGAGUUCAAAAAUGAAAUUUGCUCAUCUUGGUUUGCUCCUGUUGGAUCUGCAAGUGACUACCCUCUCUUGUCAAAAUGGGUUAUAUAUGGGGAGUUGAACUGUAGCAACGGCUCGUGUGCAGGAUCAUCAAAUGAUAUUUCCCCCAUAUACUCACUCUGGGCAACUUUCAUAGGCCUCUACAUUGCCAAUUAUGUUGUUGAAAGAUCGACAGGAUGGGCACUCAGUCAUCCCAUGUCGUUGAAAGAAUUUGAGAAGUUGAAAAAGAAGCAGAUGAAGCCGGAGUUUUUGGACAUGGUUCCUUGGUACUCUGGAACAUCUGCUGAUUUAUUCAAGACAGCAUUUGACCUGCUGGUGUCAGUUACCGUAUUUGUUGGACGUUUUGAUAUGCGUAUGAUGCAGGCAGCAAUGAGUAGAGUUCAAGAUGGAGCCAAACAGGACGAUCUACUGUAUGAUCAGUUUACCGAGAAAGAUGAGUUAUGGUUUGAUUUUAUGGCUGACACCGGUGAUGGUGGAAAUUCAUCCUAUAGCAUUGCGCGUCUUCUAGCUCAGCCUUUGCUGAGGGUACGGGAAAAUGGUUCUGUGAUUACGCUGCCUCGUGGUAACCUGCUCCUUAUUGGGGGUGAUCUUGCGUACCCUAAUCCAUCAGCAUUCACAUAUGAGAAACGGUUGUUCCGUCCUUUUGAAUAUGCUCUUCAGCCUCCAGCUUGGUAUAAGCAAGAGCAUAUUGCUGUUAACAAGCCAGAAUUGCCUAGUGGUGUGAGUGAAUUAAAGCAGUAUGAUGGACCACAGACUUUCCUAAUCCCUGGAAAUCAUGACUGGUUUGAUGGACUUCAGACGUUUAUGAGGUAUAUCUGUCAUAAAAGCUGGUUGGGAGGGUGGUUCAUGCCUCAGAAGAAAAGUUAUUUUGCUUUGCAGCUGCCGAAAGGGUGGUGGGUAUUUGGUCUCGAUCUUGCUCUUCAUUGUGAUAUUGAUGUUUAUCAAUUCAAAUUCUUUUCGGAGUUAAUAAAGGAAAAGGUUGGGGAAAAUGAUUCAGUGAUUAUUAUGACACAUGAACCCAAUUGGCUCCUUGAUUCAUAUUGGAAUGAUGUCACUGGCAAGAAUGUCACCUAUCUCAUACGUGACCACUUGAAUGGAAGAUGUAAACUCCGAGUGGCUGGGGACUUGCAUCACUACAUGCGCCAUUCAUUUAUUCCAUCAGAGAAGCCUGUUUAUGUGCAACAUCUGCUUGUAAAUGGUUGCGGUGGGGCGUUUUUACACCCCACACAUGUCUUCAGUGAUUUCAAGGAAUUAUGUGGAGCUUCUUAUGAGUGCAAGGCUGCUUAUCCUUCAUAUGAAGAUUCAAGCAGGAUUGCUUUGGGAAAUAUAUUGAAGUUCCGCAAGAAAAAUUGGCAGUUUGAUGUCUUUGGUGGGAUUAUAUACUUCGUCCUGGCAUUUUCGUUGUUUCCUCAGUGUAAACUAGAUCACAUUUUACAGGAUGACAGCUUUUCUGGUCACUUAAAGAGCUUCUUUUUCACUGUCUGGGAUUCUUUUCUUUACGUGUUGGGACGUUCUUAUGUAUCCUCAUUUGGCGCUUUUUCAUUGCUGGUGGCUUCAAUUGCUUUUGUGCCCAUCAAAGUCUCUCGUAAAAAGAGAGUAUUUAUUGGGAUUCUUCAUGUGUCUGCUCACUUAGCUUCGGCAUUGAUCCUAAUGUUGUUAAUGGAAUUGGGUGUGGAGACAUGUAUCAGACACAACUUAUUGGCUACAUCAGGUUAUCACACUUUAUAUGAAUGGUACCGAUCAGUGGAGAGCGAACAUUUUCCAGACCCAACAGGUCUUCGGGCACGUUUAGAACAAUGGACAUUUGGCCUUUAUCCAGCAUGUAUUAAGUACCUCAUGUCUGCUUUUGAUGUUCCUGAGGUCAUGGCUGUCUCUAGAACUAACAUCUGCAAGAAAGGGUUAGAGUCGCUGUCCCGUGAGGGUGCCGUGAUAUAUUAUGCUUCUGUGUUUCUUUACUUUUGGGUCUUCUCAACUCCCGUUGUUUCAUUGGUUUUCGGAAGCUAUCUCUAUGUCUGCAUUAACUGGCUCCAUCUACACUUCGACGAAGCCUUUUCAUCUCUUCGAAUUGCUAAUUACAAGUCCUUCACACGGUUUCAUAUCAACCGCAAAGGCGAUCUUGAAGUUUUCACCCUUGCUGUAGACAAGGUCCCGAAGGAAUGGAAGCUGGAUCCGAACUGGGAUGCAGAACCCAAACAGCAAGUAAGUCACCAGAGGAAGUUUCCAAGUAAAUGGCGAGCGUCGUCCCCUCAGCAAGAUCCUGUGAGCACCGUUCGCAUCGUGGAUCAUUUUGUCAUUGAACAAACGCAGAAAUCUUCUGAUUCAUGACCAUAUUUUGGGGAUCAUCAAUUACUCAUUGAUGCUGGUUUGUAGUAUAUCUUAGGUAGAAAUAUGGUUUUAGUAGUUGAUAUCUAACACAUCUUAGAGGAUUAGAUUAGUUUCCUUAGGGGGUUGUGCCUAAAUGUGGAAAGCUUCUUGUAACUAAGAACUAUAUAGAAGAGCAAACACAGAAUGGAAAAAAAAAUGGGCAGUGGUUUAUUAGCCAAUUUUUUGAGUUUCUGUGCGUCCUUGAUGCAAAUAUCUGUUGUCAAAGGGAGCAGUACAUAAUUUUCUCGAGUAUUAAAGGGCAAAUUAUAGUUCGCUUAAACCUCAGGGAUGUAUAGGUAAUAGUACCAAGGUCCAAAACGAAAGAGGGAAGCGGCGGGCCGAAUGUGCGAAUCCCACCAACUUUGGUCAACCUUAACCAUUUCCCCCUGGCGACAUGGCCCA